Halteromyces radiatus is the source of this 1440-nucleotide messenger RNA. RefSeq lists its product as uncharacterized. The record is from RefSeq and is a predicted model, not a curated record. The transcript has 7 exons. The annotation marks the transcript as partial. NCBI's taxonomy places the organism in Eukaryota, Fungi, Mucoromycota, Mucoromycetes, Mucorales, Cunninghamellaceae.
AUUAUAAUUAUAGAAUGCUGGUCCGCAGUUUUCAACAAACUAUAUCACAACAAUACGAUUAGUAACUUAAUCUUAUUUGAAAAUCAAACAGGCUAUUCAUUAUUACGCAGGACUUCAAAAGAUGAAUUUACCAAUAUAUCCAGCAUCUUUGGUUUGUGGCUUUCCAAUGUUGCCUUUGUUCCUCAACAAGUUAUCAUGAAACAUGCCUUUGAUGUAGCUAUAAUGCUAGACACAGUCGUAUAUGAUCCAAGAUUGCAUCUUCAACAUUUGGCGCCAUCUGACGGCAAUUCGACCUUGGACAAUUUUCUGCCAUCUUUGGACAAAAGCGAUAUAUCUUCAUCUUCUAUUGAUCUUAUGAGCACCAAUCGGCAUCUUCUACGGAACGUUACUGGAACUGCAGAGAACAAGUGGCCAGAUUUUUUUAGAAUCAUGUUGGAACAAUUAUUCUCAAAGGCCAUGGCUUUCAGCAUUACGGGCGACGAUAAGGACAGUACAAAAGUCGAAAACAUUUUUGGAAAUUUAGCCAUCAUCUUUGACGAUCUUCACAAUAACGACGUGGAUUCAUCAACACCGGAAGUGACACCAUCUACUGGAUUCCAAAUAUUCGCAUCGUACAUCGCAUCCCAUUGGCGGCAAGUAAUGCUUCUCUUUAUGAGUCAUCCAUCCAGAGUUUGUCGAGCAAUGGGCUAUCGUGUUAUGAUCAACUCCAAGUUCUGGCUUCAAGAGGAUCAACUUCAACCUUCUGACCCUCCAGCAAUUGCAAAGGCGCUUGUGGAAUCAUGGUUUACGCAACUAAAAAGCAGGUACUCUAUGGUAGUAGAAAAUGAUGAAGAUCGUCUUGGUGACAGUAACGGUACAUUAGAUAUAUGUCUAUUGGAACUACAGCAGCUUAGUAAGAUGAAUAUAAUAAAAAGGGGGGGGGGCCGACAUACCACCAAUUCAAAAUAUGGAUCAUAUACACUUGAUAUUCCUCGAUAUAUACCCACUAUUGAAGUUCUGAAAUCGGAUUGGAAAACCAAGGACAAAAUCUACAUGAGUAACAUUGACCAUACAGCAAAUAUAUUGCGUCAGACAUCUAGUGAAGGUAAGAUCUUCCCAACACGACAGCUUAUGAUCAGUAUCAACGGCAAAUUACCGACACUAUCAACCGUAUCGCAAGAUAUAUACGACGAUGCUUUACCGUACAAAAUACCAUAUGCAACCGAUAUUACCAAUGGCAAUGCAUUCAAAGAUCAUCCCAUAUUGUUCUUGAUGUUGGAUCAAUGUUUUGAAGUGGAUCAAAAUUCAUGCAAAGCUCUCUUACGUAGUGUAUUUAUCUAUUUUGUUACUUUUUGGAAUCUUCAAGAAGUCGCCAACAAACCCAUGUCGUUAUACUUUGCCACUCAAUUACAAGAAACCAUAUAUCUAUUAUCUCGAAUGGAAAUGGUAAGUAAGAAGUGA